This is a messenger RNA of Porites lobata, 885 nucleotides long. The record is from the annotation of a GenBank genome assembly. NCBI's taxonomy places the organism in Eukaryota, Metazoa, Cnidaria, Anthozoa, Scleractinia, Poritidae.
AUGAAAUUGUGUUUUCCUUCUGAUGAUCUCAAUAUUGACGUCGUUAUAGGCCAUGGUCAGAAGCUCGGAGUACCAGCCCAGGUCAUAGCAGAACAGCGCAAAUGCAAACGAGUUCAUAUAGUACACACUGCCAGUGAAGAGCUUGCAAUGUUUAAGGAAGGCGAAACAGCGAUUCCUGAAGGCGAGGAAAAACAACGAACUGAAAUAGAUUUGUGUAAGGAAGCUGAUUUGGUCGUGGCCGUUGGACCAAAGCUAAAGGAAGCUGUCUCAGCCAAACUUCGGUUGUACGGUAGAGAUGAAGAUGUGAUAAAUAUCACACCUGGAAUUUUUUCGGAGUUCGCAGAGUCGGAGCAAGCCAGUCAGGAGAGAGAAGAGUUCCGCAUCUUAGUGUUUGGUCGGGGUGACUCGAAAGAUUUUAAACUAAAGGGUUACGAUAUAGCUGCUAAAGCUAUAGCAGGCUUAAAGGACAAAACCUACCUUCUAAAAUUUGUCGGGGCACCAAAUGGGAAAGAAAAAGAGGUAACAGACGAAUUUUUGAAAUGUGGCAUUCCUUCUUCUCAGCUAAUUGUGCAGGGCUUUGUUAAGAGUCGCGACACACUUAAGCCUUUCUUUUUCGAGGCGGAUCUCGCUGUUAUGCCGUCUCGAACGGAAGGCUUUGGCCUCACUGCUCUUGAAGCACUUUCCACUGGACUUCCGAUUUUGGUGAGCGAAAAUUCGGGAAUCGGAAAAGCUAUUAAAACUAUUCCUUUUGGAAGGGCAUUUUUGGUUGAUUCUGACAAUGCCGAAGAAUGGGGCAAAGCUAUUAGUCGCGUGAGGGAAACACCAAGGGAAAUCCGGCUAAAGGAAGCUUGCUCUCUCCGAGAGGCCUACGACAAAAAGUACAAG